AUGCCACUGGGCAGACUUCCUGGCUGGCUGAAUGCUGUGGCCUGUGGACUCCUGAUUAUCCUCCUCCAUGCGCAGGGUCAAGACUCAUCAGAGGCCAGCCCCAUCAGAAACACAAACACAGGCCAGGUCCGAGGCAGCCUUGUCCAUGUGAAAGACACCAAAGUUGGUGUCCACAGAUUCCUGGGAAUUCCCUUUGCCAAGCCACCUGUAGGACAACUGCGCUUUGCACCCCCUGAAGCCCCUGAUCCGUGGAAUGGUGUGAGAGAUGGAACCUCGCAACCGGCCAUGUGUCUACAAAAUGAUGAUAUAAUGAAUUUAGAUGGCCUGAAGAGGAUAAAGCUGAUCAUGCCUCCCAUCUCUGUGUCUGAGGACUGCCUGUAUCUUAACAUCUACACACCAGCUCAUGCCCAUGAGGGCUCUAACCUACCUGUGAUGGUGUGGAUCCAUGGUGGUGCUCUGGUUAUAGGCAUGGCUUCCUGGUACGAUGGAUCCAUGCUGGCAGCCAUUGAGAAUGUGGUGGUGGUCAAUAUCCAGUACCGUCUGGGUGUCCUGGGCUUCUUCAGCACUGGAGACCAGCACGCCAGAGGCAACUGGGGCUUCUUAGACCAAGUGGCUGCCCUACGCUGGGUCCAGCAGAACAUCGCCCACUUUGGAGGCAACCCUGACCAAGUCACCAUUUUUGGCGAGUCUGCAGGUGGCACAAGUGUGUCUUUCCAUGUUUUGUCCCCCAUGUCCCAAGGACUCUUCCACAGAGCCAUCAUGCAGAGUGGGGUGGCCCUGCUUCCUCGCCUUAUCUCUAACACCUCUGAGAUGGUCUUCAUGACGGUGGCAAAUCUAUCUGGCUGUGCAACUUUGAACUCAGAGGUCCUGGUGCACUGCCUUCGAGGCAAGAGUGAAGCAGAAAUUCUGGCAAUUAACAAGGCCUUCAGGAUCAUCCCUGGUGUGGUGGAUGGGAUGUUCCUACCCAGGCAUCCUCAGGAGUUGUUGGCCUCUGCUGAUUUUCAUCCUGUCCCCAGCAUCAUUGGUGUCAACAAUGAUGAGUGUGGCUGGAUUCUCCCACUAAUCUUCAACUCUUCUCAAACAUUAAAGAAAAUAACCAGAAAGACAGUGCAGGAUAUUCUGAAGAGCACAACAUCAGAACUGUUGAUGCUGCCUCCUGAGUGUAGUGACCUGAUAAUGGAAGAGUACAUGGGGGACACUGAGGACCCACAAACCCUCCAAAUACAGUUUACAGAGAUGGUGGGAGACUUCAUGUUUGUGAUCCCUGCACUCCAAGUAGCACAUUUUCAGCGUUUCCGUGCCCCUGUUUACUUCUAUGAGUUUCAGCAUCGCCCCAACUUUUUCAAGGAUUUCAAGCCUCGGCAUGUAAAGGCUGACCAUGGUGAUGAAGUUUUCUUUAUCUUUGGAUCCUUCUUCUGGGGUGUCAAAUUUGACCUCACUGGAAAGGAGAAGGGGCUGAGCAGGAGAAUGAUGAAGUACUGGGCCAACUUUGCACGAUAUGGGAACCCCAACAGUGAGGGUCUACCCUACUGGCCCAUGUUGGACCAUGAUGAGCAGUACCUGCAGCUGGACAUCAAGCCUGCUGUGGGCCAAGCCCUGAAGGCCAGAAGGCUGCAGUUCUGGACCAAGACUCUGCCCCAGAAGAUUCAGGAGCUAAAAGGGGCUCAUGGCAAAAACAAGAAUAUGUAA
Peromyscus maniculatus bairdii (prairie deer mouse) is the source of this 1689-nucleotide messenger RNA. Its product is annotated as pyrethroid hydrolase Ces2e-like. NCBI's taxonomy places the organism in Eukaryota, Metazoa, Chordata, Mammalia, Rodentia, Cricetidae. The record is from RefSeq and is a predicted model, not a curated record.